Molecule: messenger RNA, 909 nt
Organism: Marasmius oreades (fairy-ring Marasmius)
Lineage: Eukaryota; Fungi; Basidiomycota; Agaricomycetes; Agaricales; Marasmiaceae
Exons: 2
Coding region: 1-909 (302 amino acids)
Biological process (GO): DNA repair; DNA alkylation repair
Cellular component (GO): nucleus
Molecular function (GO): dioxygenase activity
Source: RefSeq, a predicted model, not a curated record
AUGGACACCGAUCUUCUUAUUGGAAUUGUUUCCAGUCUUUUAGACUCUAAGCUUGACGCAGAUAUUAUCCUCGAUGCUUUGGUUCAGUGCAAUGGAGAUGCUCAAAAAGCAGCUGCACGUCUCAACUCUGGGGCAGAUACAACACCCCAAGUUUGCGACGUUGGCGGAGGCAGGAAGCGCAGGAGAGGCCUCCAAGAAUGGCUUGAGCAAGGGACUUCCAACAAGACUUCCAAAAGUGAGGAACAGGGCUCUUCACACAAUGUAAACCGUGGAUCCUCGGGGCCUUCUGUUGUUCGAAAACCGCCGUCUCAUUCAAGCAAACAUCCCGAAACUGUGAAUUUAAUGAACAUUCUUCAUCAACCUCCUCCUUCCAAAAAGAAGAUCCCAGAACAGAAACCUCCACUUUUGUUGUCCAAUCCUACCAUGAUUGCGAAAUACACACCCUGUACACUUCAUCUUUCUGUGUUGCCCCCUGAGCUUGCGUCAAAAUUAUUCUAUACAAUGCAGGAUGCAUCCCGGAGUUGGAAACGGAAUAAGUGGUGGUUGUUUGAUCGAGUGGUCGAGAGUCCUCAUCGCACGUCUUUCUACGCCAGGAAGACUGAUGGAAUUGCCGACGAUUCCAGCUGGCAACAAGCCGCCCAAUUUUGGUAUAAUGGUCGCCCUACAGAUGCACCAGAAGUGUUUCCUUCCCCUAUGGAAGAGGCAUGUGAGAUCAUCGAAAAGAUCGUGAAUAACGAACUUCAGAAGAGGCCUCGAUUACCUUUGGAGUGGGCUGGUGAUGGUGAUCCUUCUGGGCUUCUCUGGCGUGCCAAUGUAGCUGCCUCAAAUUGCUAUGAAGGACGAAACGAGAGUGUUGGUUGGCACUCCGAUCAGGUGCCACUUUUAUUACCCGCUGUUUUAUUCGUCUAG